AUGGCGGCUAUUGCUAGUCUCCAAGCAAUCCAUCUCAAACUCGGGAGACGUGGCAGCAUCCGAUGCGGGAUCGCUGAGCCGAGCGGAGAGCCAGCUCCUAUAGGGCAGAAGACUAGAUACAACGAUGGCUUAGCUGAGAGAGUGUUCAUGGGGCUGUUCGCGAGGAAGAUGGACAAGUUUGGUGGCUCAAAGAAGAAGAUUGAGAUGAAGGAGAAAGAGUUUUGGGAAUAUGACUACGAGAGCUUCGUUGCGGUUUCAAAGAGAGUGAUGCAAGGACGAUCAAGGACACAGCAGCAAGAGGUUGUGAGAGAGGUUCUUCUCUCCAUGCUACCACCUGGCGCUCCUGAGCAGUUUAGAAAACUGUUCCCACCGACGAAAUGGGCUGCAGAGUUCAAUGCAGCUCUCACAGUGCCUUUCUUUCACUGGUUGGUUGGUCCUUCUCAGGUCAUAGAAGUGGAAGUGAAUGGGGUGAAACAGAGAAGUGGCGUUCGUAUAAAGAAAUGCAGGUAUCUGGAGAACAGUGGGUGUGUAGGAAUGUGUGUGAAUAUGUGUAAGAUCCCAACACAAGAUUUCUUCACCAAUGAGUUUGGUCUUCCACUCACCAUGAACCCAAAUUUUGAAGAUAUGAGUUGCGAGAUGAUAUAUGGGCAAGUGCCUCCUGCCUUUGAGGAAGAUCCAGCCACCAAACAGCCUUGUUUAGCAGACAUAUGUUCUAUAGCCAAUCCGAGCUCCCCAAUCUGCCCUAAAUUACAGCCAUGA
Eruca vesicaria subsp. sativa (arugula) is the source of this 759-nucleotide messenger RNA. The record is from the annotation of a GenBank genome assembly. Lineage: Eukaryota; Viridiplantae; Streptophyta; Magnoliopsida; Brassicales; Brassicaceae.